Messenger RNA from Pichia membranifaciens NRRL Y-2026, 1217 nucleotides. RefSeq lists its product as hypothetical. Bases 4 to 978 code for a protein of 324 amino acids. Gene Ontology annotation, cellular component: nucleus; cytoplasm. The record is from RefSeq and is a predicted model, not a curated record. The transcript has 2 exons. Gene Ontology annotation, molecular function: tRNA-specific adenosine-34 deaminase activity. Lineage: Eukaryota; Fungi; Ascomycota; Pichiomycetes; Pichiales; Pichiaceae.
GGUAUGACGCUUCAGAUAGAUUACAAGAAUGAGGUUUUAUAUGGGUUAUUGCAAAGAAUGGCCCCUUCUGUGGGGGGUAUAAGCCCAAUAUUACAAGAAUACUGGGUCUGCAGCAUAGAUCCAAAAAAUUCACCCAAACUUCUUGGCUUGAUAAAAUCCCAAUUUCAACACACUGUUGAUGGUUUACAGCAUUUAAAAAGAAUACACAAGGAAAAUGAUGGCAAAGGGAAUCUAGUUUUGAAAGUUUUACUAUGUCCUGUCCAAUCUAAAGAAUUUUCAAUCACGAAGGAAGCUUUACUGAGUAUGUUGAUCGGUGCCACCCACCAAGACAAUAUAAGGUUGGAAGUUAAGAGUAUACCGAUGAACAAACCUUUAGACAAAGAGACAAAUAUCAAAUGGUCAAAAGAGUAUUGGCCACUUCUUUGGAAAGGUAAUCCUGUGGUGCAAGAUCUCAAUGAAAUAUACAAAGGCCUUGAUAUAAAUAAAAUAAGCAAGUAUAUGAAGAGGAUCGCAGAACUUUCUAAACAACAGAAAACAAAAUGCCCAGUUGUCAGCAUUUUCGUAGAUCCAUCAAAAGAUGUUAUAAAGUCAAUUAGGAUUGACGAAAGAUGUGCGUCAGAUCCGAUAAAACAUACGGUGAUGGACGGAAUAGCAGAGAUAGCCGACCUUGAACUAGCUAGACGUCAAGAACGGAAAGUAGAGGACCCUAAAGCAAACAACUAUCUCUGCUUCAAGUACCAUGUCUACACAUCCCAUGAACCAUGCACCAUGUGUUCGAUGGGACUUGUCCACUCACGUAUAUCCCAGUUGGUUUACUUGAAACCUUCACUCAAAACUGGUGGUAUUGGUAAAAACAGUGGAAAAAGAGAAAUGAUCCACUUAUCAUGCGUUUUGAACUGGAAAUUCGAAGCAUUCCAAUAUUUGGACGAGCAGCUAGCAAAUGAAGUUGAGGACAUUGACCCAUCUAUAUAUGUGUAGGGAACGUAAAAAUCUUAAGGUUUAUUCAACAUGGUGGUAUUAUAUUGGUUGAUUUCUUGAGUUACAGCAUCUAAAGGAUCACUUUCAUUGAAUAAAAGUCCAUCACUUUCUGAAAAUUCCUUCACCAAUUGCUCAAGUUUAUCUAUUUCAGUAUCCUUCUCUACCUCCAAAGACAAGCAUUUGUCCUCCAAUCUACUGUAUAUCUUUUCUAGUCUACAUACAAAAUUUUCAACUUCACU